AUGCCGAAGCCGUGCGAAGCGUGUCAAUUGAGCGCGGCUUUAAUCUUCUGCAGAGCCGACUCGGCGUAUCUCUGUCUAGCGUGCGACGGCAAGGUGCAUGGCGCGAACAAGCUCGCCUCUCGCCACGAGCGAGUGUGGGUCUGCGAAGUUUGCGAAAUGUCGCCGGCCGCGGUAACCUGCAAAGCCGACGCUGCGGCUCUUUGUGCGACGUGCGACGCCGACAUUCACGAGGCGAACCCACUCGCGAAUCGCCACGAGCGCGUUCCCGUCGUCCCGUUCUACGAGUGCCCUUCGUCGAUCAAAAGCUGUAAACCGGCCUGCGUACAGCCCGCCGCGUUCCUUGGCGCAAAUGACGCCGCAGAGUUCGCGUCGCCUUCUGAGGAGCACGAGGAGCUCAUUUCGAGUCAAGGACAAGCGCUGCCGCAACCAACGGCGGCAAACGCGGCCGUCUCAAGGAGAGGACUGGAGGAGGAGGUAGAGGAAGAGGAAGAGGAGGAAGAGGAAGAGGAGAGGCCGAACACGGAGGCGGGUGGUCGAAACGCUAAUUGGCUCUACCCCCUCCACUCCCACCUCUACCCUCACCACUCAGCCGCUUCUGCUGCACCGCGAAUGCUCCCGCCGCACAUGCCGCCGCACAUGCCGCCGUAUAUGGCGCCGUAUAUGGCGCAGCAUAUGCAAAUGGCUGGCUCUGUUCCUCCGCGGCCCAUGGUACCGUCGCCUUACUUCCCCUACGCGCACCUCCCGCCGCACAUGCAGCCGCAAAUGCCGCUCCACAUGCCACCGCACAUGUCGCCGCACAUGCCGCCGCAUUAUCCGGCCUCCCCGCAUGUCCCCUCGACGCUUCCCCUCCUCCACCGUCCGACACACGUUGCGCAACCUCCGGCUACUAAAUAUCCCAAAACGGAGUCCGCUGACGUUUCAGAUCUCCUGUUUGACGUGGAUCCGUUCCUCGACCUCGAGCAGUACGGCGGCGGCGACCGCAGCGCGACGCCCGUCGACGGGAAACUUGCCUCGGCGAAACCGCCCACGCAAUAUGCGGCCCUUUCGGCGGCGGCAAAGAAAACGGUGAAAGAGAGCAUGGUGGUGCCAGUGCAAUCCCAAGACGAAGGCGCUUCGGCAGUGGCUGGCCGGCGGGAAUGCUCCCCUUCCCUCUACUCCUCCCCGUCCUUCUCCGUCUCCUCUCAAACCGACACGCACCUCGUUCCUAGCAGCAGGCAGGCCGCCGACUCCGCCGCAACCGCCGCCGCGUUCGACGCCAGUGCCACGUCCCCCGGCCCUCUCCACCCGCUUGCGCGCGAGGCUCGCGUGAUGCGGUACAGGGAGAAGCGCAAGGCGCGGCGGUUCGAGAAGACGAUCCGCUACGCGUCGCGGAAGGCGUACGCGGAGAGCCGCCCGCGCGUGAAAGGGCGAUUCGCGAAGCGGACCGAGAUGGCAGAGGGCGGCGCGGGCUCACCUGCUGCUUUCGAAGUAGCAGUCAACGCAGUCAACGGGGUCAACGGAGUGGAUGCGUGUGGGAGCUAUGAGGACGUGGAAGGGGAGCAGUUUAAAAUGGAGGAGGGGGUCGCGUGCGACCUUGACUUUGCACUCGCUGACGCUCCCUUCACUAUGAUCCCCGCUUUCCUUUGA
Messenger RNA from Closterium sp. Naga37s-1, 1626 nucleotides. The record is from the annotation of a GenBank genome assembly. Lineage: Eukaryota; Viridiplantae; Streptophyta; Zygnematophyceae; Desmidiales; Closteriaceae.